AUGCAGAGCGUCAAUGACCUGCUUCCGACGCUUAUUGCGCAGAGCAUGGUGUAUAUUCGAUGUGUUAGCAAACAUUGGCACAACUUCCCCGCCCGUGUCUCAAUAACAAGGUAUGAGAGAUCUCACCGUGCACUAUCUUCCAACCGCCCCAAAACUGCCCUUCAGAAACAUCGUCGCAAACCCCUUCACUCCAUUAUCUCUCGCCCCCUUAUACGGUGGGUAAAAGAUAUCCGUCAUUCCUUCGCCAAUCCCAAAAGCAAAGGACUUCAGCUCCAGUCAUUGUUCGAAACUUUCCAGUCCUUGUCUUGGCCGUAA
Messenger RNA from Aspergillus luchuensis, 315 nucleotides. RefSeq lists its product as uncharacterized. The transcript is spliced from 2 exons. Lineage: Eukaryota; Fungi; Ascomycota; Eurotiomycetes; Eurotiales; Aspergillaceae. The record is from RefSeq and is a predicted model, not a curated record. The coding region runs from base 1 to 315 and encodes 104 amino acids.